GCGGAGCUUUCACACCGCGCAGGAAUCGAGCCGGCGGCGUUGCCAGUACAUGCGCAAUAUAGUAUAUAUCGAUCUUUGAGAUAUCAUCAUCUCCAUUGGUCCAGCGAGUGUUCACAAAGAGUCUCAUUUUUGUUUGGUGCUUUUUCGUAAACGAGAUGUUUCACACGGGUGCGGCAAUCGGAAAUGUUUGUAUACAUAUCCGAUUGAAAAAAUGUUUUCGAUAAUUCCUAUUUAACCAAACGACAUCAAAAUGUUAUCCGCUUUAAUUGUGCUGAUUCUUUCGGUGAGAAUUUGCUACGGCAAUCCAGACGCGAAGAGACUUUACGACGAUCUGCUCUCAAAUUAUAAUCGUCUAAUUCGGCCUGUAUCUAACAACACCGAUACCGUUGUUGUGAAACUGGGUCUUCGUCUCUCGCAGUUAAUAGAUCUUAAUUUGAAAGAUCAAAUUCUUACAACGAACGUUUGGUUGGAGCACGAAUGGGAAGAUCACAAGUUUCAGUGGGAUCCGACGGAAUAUGGAGGUGUCACUGAACUCUACGUGCCCAGCGAGCAUAUAUGGCUGCCUGAUAUUGUGCUUUAUAACAAUGCGGACGGAGAAUACGGCGUAACAACAAUGACCAAGGCUGUUCUGCAUUACACCGGCAGAGUCGUUUGGACUCCUCCGGCAAUUUUCAAAUCUUCCUGCGAAAUAGACGUUAGAUACUUUCCUUUUGAUCAACAAAUUUGUUUCAUGAAAUUCGGCUCGUGGACGUACGACGGCUUUCAAAUUGACUUAAAACACAUUAAUCAAAAUGUAAGCGACAAGGUCGACGUGGGUAUUGACCUGCGAGAAUAUUAUCUCAGUGUUGAAUGGGAUAUAAUGGACGUACCCGCGGAACGUCAUAAGAAGUAUUACCCAUGCUGUCUCGAGCCGUAUCCUGACAUAUUUUUUAAUAUAACUUUGCGUCGAAAGACAUUGUUCUACACGGUGAAUCUCAUAGUGCCGUGCGUCAGUAUUUCUUAUCUGUCGGUGUUGGCGUUUUACCUGCCGGCCGAUUCAGGAGAAAAGAUCGCGCUCUGCAUCAACAUUCUACUGUCACAGACUAUGUUCUUCUUGCUAAUAUCUGAAAUUAUACCGUCCACGUCGCUAGCGUUGCCUUUACUUGGCAAGUAUCUACUUUUCACGAUGGGUCUAGUCGGACUUUCGGUCGUGAUAACAAUAAUUAUUCUAAACAUACAUUAUCGUAAACCGAGCACUCACAAGAUGAGUCCUUGGUUGAGAAAGUUUUUCAUCAGACGAUUACCGAAACUGCUUCUGAUGCGAGUGCCUGAAGAUCUACUCAAUGAUCUUGCUGCUCAUAAAAUCGGUAAAAGAAAGUCUAAAAAAAAGAGCAAAUUUGAGGCUGCUGUUUCAGCCGCGACACGAUCGUCAUCAAUAGUGUCUUCACCAGAUUCCGCCCGACAACGAAUUGAUGGUUGCAACGGUUUGUACAGAACCACUGCCCAAAAUCGAUUUUUAGUUGGUAGUUUAGGAUAUAACGGACUUCCAACAGUUAUGUCGGAUCUAGACGAGUCCUUAAGCGAUAUAACCCCGAAAAAGAAAUAUCCUUUCGAGCUGGAAAAAGCCAUACACAAUAUAAUGUUCAUCAAGCAUCACAUACAACGUCAAGACGAAUACAACGCGGAAGAUCAAGAUUGGGGCUUUGUCGCGAUGGUUCUCGACCGUCUAUUUCUGUGGCUCUUUUCGAUAGCCUCCAUAGUUGGAACUUUCAUAAUUCUAUGCGAAGCUCCGGCACUCUAUGACGAUACCAAACCGAUAGACGUAGAUUACUCUCAAGUUGCUCAGCAACAAUUCCGGUCGCAUGAAGGUUUUAAUUCGGAUAUGUAAACGUGUGUUAUACGUACUAUAUACGGGUAAAACGCCGAGAGGUGUUCGUAGAAAACUUUAUGUGAUUCAAAAUUAUACUCCCGAAAAGCAUACUGUACUUGUACUUAUAACUGUACGCAAAUGGUACACCAAUUGCUUUUUGAAAAUACAAAAGUACUGAUGUUUAAUAUGUAACGAUGAAAGUGUAGUUUAUAUAUUUAUAUAGAUUUGUAAACCUUUGGUAAAACGUGUGUGUUGGUUACAUAUAAGAAGCAAUAACAAUCUUAUUCGUACACCAAACUAACUGUAUGUAAAAAGAAGUUUUAUGCUUUUUAAUUAUUAUAAAUUCUUAAGCUUCAAUAUAUUCUGUAUGCAUUAAAACAACAUAAAUAAAACUUCUCCUUCAGUUCCAGAUAUCGGUUUCUGAAAUCCAUCCAAAAAAGUUUUAAACCAGUGUCUCUACCAGAUAUUAAUUUAACGCGACAUCUCUCUCUGAAAAUCAUGAAUAGAACCUUAGAUAACGAAAUCGUUGACAGUGUCCUUUGUUCAAUAGCGUUGCGAAGUUUGACUUUCGAAAUUUUUAAAGACACGUGACUAAAGUGCAGUCACGUAGAGAGAGAGAGUUUUUAUCACGCGUUGUUUUUC
Pseudomyrmex gracilis is the source of this 2491-nucleotide messenger RNA. RefSeq names its product acetylcholine receptor subunit alpha-like 2. The record is from RefSeq and is a predicted model, not a curated record. Gene Ontology annotation, molecular function: transmembrane signaling receptor activity; acetylcholine-gated monoatomic cation-selective channel activity. Bases 251 to 1867 code for a protein of 538 amino acids. Gene Ontology annotation, cellular component: synapse; neuron projection; postsynaptic membrane. Gene Ontology annotation, biological process: signal transduction; monoatomic ion transmembrane transport; nervous system process. The transcript has 8 exons. Lineage: Eukaryota; Metazoa; Arthropoda; Insecta; Hymenoptera; Formicidae.